Spinacia oleracea (spinach) is the source of this 1075-nucleotide messenger RNA. Its product is annotated as cationic peroxidase 1-like. NCBI's taxonomy places the organism in Eukaryota, Viridiplantae, Streptophyta, Magnoliopsida, Caryophyllales, Amaranthaceae. Bases 107 to 1075 code for a protein of 322 amino acids. Gene Ontology annotation, biological process: response to oxidative stress; hydrogen peroxide catabolic process. The transcript has 4 exons. The record is from RefSeq and is a predicted model, not a curated record. Gene Ontology annotation, molecular function: peroxidase activity; heme binding.
UUAAAUUAUAAUUGUAUAUUAAAAUGAAAUGAUAAUCCUAUAAGUAGGAAGCUAGCCUUGGAAUAAUAAAGAGAAACAAGUUCAUAUACGUCUAUUUUUGAUUGCCAUGGUUUCUUUUAUUAAUAUGACAACAACGCUAAGAAUUUUGCUGAGUUUGUUUCUUUUAGGGACAGCCCAAGCGCAACUUUCAGCCAAUUAUUAUGCCAAGACAUGCCCAAAAGCUCUCUUCACAAUCAGAGCUGCAGUGCGUAAAGCAGUAGCUGCAGAGCAUCGCAUGGGGCCAUCUUUGCUUCGACUACACUUCCAUGACUGCUUUGUUAAUGGAUGUGAUGCUUCUGUUCUUUUAAACGAUACCUCAACAUUCACAGGGGAACAAACUGCAGGUGGCAAUGCAGGAUCACUUAGGGGUUUUACUGUGAUCGACAAUAUUAAAUCUCAAGUCGAGAGUGUUUGCCCUGGUGUUGUUUCUUGUGCUGAUGUUCUAGCUGUAGCUGCACGGGAUUCAGUUGUUUCACUAGGUGGUCCAACAUGGAGAGUGCAGCUGGGUAGGCGGGAUUCUACUAAAGCGAGUUUAAGCACCGCAAAUUCUGACAUUCCAUCCCCAUCCUCGGAUCUUAGUGGGACUAAUGGACUUCUAUCUUCCUUCUCAAACAAAGGAUUCACGGCCAAAGAAAUGGUGGCCCUAGCAGGAGCACAUACGAUUGGGCAAGCCAGAUGUGUAGUAUUCCGCAAUAGAGUUUACAACGAGAGCAACAUCGAAGCAUCAUUUGUUACUUCUGUGAAAUCCAAGUGCCCAAACAACGGGGGUGAUGACAAUCUUACCCCACUCGAUACUACCACUCCUGUUGUCUUUGACAACGGGUAUUUCAAAGAUCUUGUCAACAACAAAGGUCUGAUGCACUCGGAUCAACAGCUUUUCAAUAACGGAUCCACUGAUUCUCAGGUCACUUCUUACAGCAAUAACCCUUCAUCCUUUCACAAGGAUUUUGCAGCAGCUAUGGUCAAGAUGGGCAACCUCAGUCCCCUCACUGGAACAAACGGACAGAUCAGAACCAAUUGCUGGAAAACCAACUAA